Leguminivora glycinivorella is the source of this 2004-nucleotide messenger RNA. RefSeq names its product chitinase A-like (gene Chi-h). Gene Ontology annotation, biological process: chitin catabolic process; carbohydrate metabolic process. Gene Ontology annotation, molecular function: chitin binding; chitinase activity. Lineage: Eukaryota; Metazoa; Arthropoda; Insecta; Lepidoptera; Tortricidae. The record is from RefSeq and is a predicted model, not a curated record.
ACAGUAUCGGGGGAGCCAGCGGUGUCUGUGCGCGCCGAUACGCGAAAAUUGGUUCAGUUCGUGUCGUCGCUUAACGAAGUUCGCGCGUUGAACUUUGGGACCGGUUAUGGGGUAUCCAGUGGCACUCGUGAUCGCGGCGCUGGCGGCGGCGCACGCCGCCCCGCCCGGCAAGCCGUCCCUGGGCUGGGGCGAGCGCACCUUCGCCAUCGUGGAAGUCAACCAGGCCGCCACCGCCUACAACCAGCUCGUCAAGCGCCACGACGCCGCCGACGUCUCCGUCACGUGGAACGUCUGGUCCGGCGACGCCGCCGAGAAGUCCAGGGUGCUCCUCAACGGACAGGAGUACUGGUCGGGACCCGGACAGUCCAGCGGAUCAGCUUCUUUCAAAGUCAAGAAGGGAGGACGCUACCAAAUGGUCGUAGAAUUAUGCAACAAGGACGGAUGCAGCUCCAGCGAUGCCACUGAAAUCGUUGUCGCUGACACUGAUGGAAGCCAUUUGCCGCCACUAGAUUACUCCAUGGGAGAAAGGAAUAAGCCUUUCAAGCAAACUUCCGGAAAAGUUGUUGGAGCGUAUUUUGUUGAAUGGGGCGUGUACCCCAGGAAGUUCCCCGUGGACAGAGUACCUGUGCCCAAUCUGAGUCAUCUCUUGUACGGUUUCAUCCCAAUUUGUGGCGGCGACGGCAUCAACGACAGUUUGAAGGAGAUCGAGGGAAGUUUCCAAGCUCUACAGCGUUCUUGCAGCGGUCGCGAAGAUUUCAAAGUAUCCAUUCACGAUCCUUGGGCAGCUUUGCAAAAGCCCCAGAAGGGACUCGCGUCCUGGAACGAGCCUUACAAGGGUAACUUUGGCCAGUUGAUGUCUCUGAAGCAGGCCCGCCCAGACUUGAAGAUCCUGCCUUCCGUCGGUGGCUGGACCCUGGCCGAUCCCUUCUUCUUCUUCGACGAUAAAGUCAAGCGUGACCGCUUCGUAGCCUCAGUCAAGGACUUCCUCCAGACUUGGAAGUUCUUUGAUGGUGUCGAUAUUGACUGGGAAUUCCCUGGAGGCAAGGGUGCCAACCCUCAUCUAGGCAGUCCCAAGGAUGGCGAAGUUUACGUUACUCUCAUGAAGGAACUGCGCGCUAUGCUGAACGAGCUCUCCGCUGAAACUGGUAAGUACGAGCUGACAUCGGCCAUCAGUGCCGGUUGGGAUAAGAUCCAAGUGGUGAACUACAAAGAGGCUCAGCAAUAUAUGGACCAUAUCUUCCUCAUGAGCUACGACUUCAAAGGCGCCUGGUCUAACGAUACCCUUGGACAUCAAACUCCUCUGCACGCGCCAGCUUGGAGGCCAAAGGAAACAUACACUACAGACUUCGGUACCAAGAUGCUGCUCGCUCAAGGAGUGAAUCCUAAGAAGAUCGUCGUCGGCGUAGCUAUGUACGGGCGAGGCUGGACCGGCGUGCACGGUUACGAGGACCCGAAGAACCCCUUCCUUGGAAACGCCACUGGGCCCUGCAAGGGUUCAUGGCAAGACGGCGUCGUUGACUACAGGGACAUCGCCAACGAAAUAGCGCAAGGAAAGUGGGAGUACACUUACGACAGCGUCGCGGAGGCUCCUUACGUAUUCAGAAAAGAGACGGGCGAUCUCAUAACUUACGAUGACGCGAGGUCGGUCAUUGCCAAGGGCAAGUAUGUGAGGGCGAAUAAACUCGGCGGGUUGUUCGCUUGGGAAAUAGACGCUGACAACGGUGAUCUCUUAAACGCGAUGAACCAAGGUCUAGGUAAUAAUGCGUUUUAAUUGACCUAUGCGGCUAUGUCCACAUCUUUACGCAGGAUAGUAUCUUUCGUCUCUUUUUUACAAUGAUAUCUAGAAAGAGAUGUGUCUAUCUUGCGGAACUCGUGCAGUGUGAUGUGCUAGAGCCCGAACUGUAUGUGAUCGUAAUUUUAAGUAGCUAUAAGUAGUUUUAAGAACGACUGUAAUUUAUAAUAAUGUUUCCCGACUGCAAAAUGAAACAUAAAUACUGAAAGGUU